AGAGAGAGAUUCAUAGCCUUAUCUCCUACUUGUGGGUUCUUUGCCUUUUUCUCUCUUGUAGGACAAAUAUAUAUUUUAAUUCCCUUGAAAGAGCGUCUUGUCACUCACACAGACACGGAGCCGUCGCCGGUACCCGGCGGGAGACUUACGAAGCACCACGUCCGGCUGCGCUACAAACUAUGCUGAAGAAGCUCCGGUGCAACACCACCACCACCCAACGGACACAGUGAGAGCUGCUUUUUCUUUCCUUGUUUGGUGACUUAUGGAGGGUUAUAAUAAUCAUGUGAGUGAGAAUAACAAUACGAGUAGUACAAGGGGGAGUUUUUUAUAUGGAGGAGGAGGAGGAGCUCCUCUUGUUCUUGCACCCGAUUCUUCAGUGUAUGGGAGAAGUAGGAGUUCCUCCUCUAACGUGAUAGAUCAGCAUCAGCAGCAUACCCACCAUGCCCACCUGCCGAUGAACGCUUUCCAUCAUCAUCAUCAUCAUCAUCAUCAUCAUCAUCAAUCUGGUGAGUGUUUUCCUUCUGAGGCUUCUCCGAUCGUGAAGACUGAAGGUACUGGUUCUCAACCUAAUCAGGAAUUUCACUACCCAUCAGCUGGUAAAGGAGGAGGAAAUGGGAGCUCAAGCGAAGCUGAGGCUAUUAAGGCUAAGAUCGUUGCUCACCCUCAGUAUUCAAACUUAUUGGAAGCUUACAUGGAAUGUCAAAAGAUAGGAGCUCCACCUGAAGUGGUGGCUAGGCUUACGGCUGUUCAUCGGGAGUUUGAAACGCGGCAACGAUCAUACGUAAUUUGCAGAGACUCUUCAACAGACCCGGAACUAGAUCAAUUCAUGGAAGCCUAUUACGAUAUGCUGGUGAAGUAUAGGGAGGAGCUGAUGAGGCCUAUACAAGAGGCCAUGGAGUUCAUGCGAAGGGUCGAAGCUCAGCUUAGUACUCUCACUCAUGGCCCUAUACGGAUAUUAUCCUCAGAUGAGAAGUGUGAAGGUGUGGCCUCAUCUGAAGAAGAUCAAGACAACAGUGGGGGAGAGAUGGAACCCCCUGAUAUUGAUCCACGUUCUGAAGAUAGGGAAUUAAAGAAUCACCUUUUGAAGAAGUAUAGUGGCUACUUAAGCAGCCUCAAGCAGGAGCUUUCUAAGAAAAGAAAGAAAGGGAAACUUCCGAAGGAGGCCAGGCAAAAGCUGCUCAAUUGGUGGGAGAUACACUACAAAUGGCCAUAUCCAUCGGAGACGGAGAAGGUUGCAUUGGCAGAAUCGACCGGUUUGGAUCAGAAGCAAAUCAAUAACUGGUUCAUAAAUCAGAGAAAACGGCACUGGAAACCUUCUGAAGACAUGCAAUUUGUGGUUAUGGAUGGGUUACAUACCCAGAAUGCUGCAGCUCUCUAUAUGGAGGGUCAUUUCAUGAGUGAUGGUGGUUACCGUUUGGGUCCAUGAUCACCAGCAGAAGGGAAAAUGAUCAUAUCCUCUGGUGGAGUAAAUUUGAAGGCUUGUUUAGUUUUGAUCUACUGCCUUAGUAGUGUAGUAUACCCAGGCCUUGCUAUAGUUCAUCAAGGAUCUUAUUACAAAAUGUUAUGUUAUUUUUAUUCAUGAAAUUUCUCUAAAUAUAUGAUGGCCAUUAAUUGAAGUUCA
This is a messenger RNA of Macadamia integrifolia, 1621 nucleotides long. Its product is annotated as homeotic protein knotted-1-like. The coding region runs from base 263 to 1426 and encodes 387 amino acids. The record is from RefSeq and is a predicted model, not a curated record. Gene Ontology annotation, molecular function: DNA binding; DNA-binding transcription factor activity, RNA polymerase II-specific. Gene Ontology annotation, cellular component: nucleus. NCBI's taxonomy places the organism in Eukaryota, Viridiplantae, Streptophyta, Magnoliopsida, Proteales, Proteaceae. The transcript has 5 exons. Gene Ontology annotation, biological process: regulation of DNA-templated transcription.